Molecule: messenger RNA, 2669 nt
Organism: Oreochromis niloticus (Nile tilapia)
Lineage: Eukaryota; Metazoa; Chordata; Actinopteri; Cichliformes; Cichlidae
Exons: 4
Coding region: 4-600 (198 amino acids)
Source: RefSeq, a predicted model, not a curated record
CUGAUGUUUGGUGAGGAUGUAUCAGGCAGGUUGCUGGAGAGGUGGCCAACAACAUUCAAAAGAAAGAUUAUUCAACAAGGCAGAAAGCUUCCUUCUACCACUGACCUGGAAGAACUCUUGCUGGCAGCUGACUCUCCUGAGGAUGCCACUGAAGUUAAUGCUGACAUUGGCUGGGACAGUGACCUCUCAGCGAUUCUAUUGCUAUUACAUCUGAUUCCACCAUCUGGUCAGGGUCGGAAGAGACCAGGAAAGGUGUCAGCUUCUCAAGCAGAAAGGCAUCUUGUGGUUUUCAAGAAGACUGGAACAAAUAUCCAAGAGCACCUUGAUGCCAUCACUACCAGCACUCAACCCUACCUCCUGGCUGUUGGGGUGAAAAAGAAUGACAUCCACCAGUUCUUCAUUAUUCUUGACAAGAAUGCCAUACCCUGCAAGUCUACCUCUUCACUUGGUGCUUUUGAUGAACUGUUUAAAGCACAUUUUGUGUUUGGCACAUCUUACAACACCAUGCUUCACAAGUGUUUUUUGAGAUUCAUACUCAGGCUAAAGAUGCAGCUUUACAGAGCGUACCUUUACAGGACACUACAAGUAAAAAGAAAUUAGAGCAGUCAUUCGAAAACUUUGAAAACCCAUUCACACUGUUAAAUUCAGAAGCUAAACGAAAUAGGCACUUUAAACAAAAAUGGGCAACUGUUGAACCUGUUGAAAUGGUGCUUGGCACAAGAUUUGACAGUAGAAGAAACAAGAUCACAGGGACUUUUGAUCAAGUCAUUGUAACUGAUAGGUUUGCAUAUGUUCCUAUUUUGGAAACACUGAAAACUAUCUUUCAAAACCACCAUGUUGUCGACAUGUUCAAGUCGAGGAAUAUGUCCAGAGAAGGUGUGUAUGCAGACUUAAUCGAUGCUGCCUAUGUUAAAAGAUGUCCCCUAUUUUCUGCAGAAAAAGAUGCCUUACAAAUUCAACUGUUUUAUGAUGACUUUGAAACUGCAAAUCCUCUGGGCUCUAAAAAGGGUAUACAUAAAUUAGGUGCAAUAUACUUUACACUAAGGAAUUUUCCUCCAAUCUUUAAUUCGUUGUUGGUCAAUAUUCAUUUGUGCGCUCUUUUUCAUGCACAAGACUCAAAGCGUUAUGGCUUUAAUUCAAUCCUUGAGCCACUUGUCAAUGAUCUGAAAGUUCUUGAGACAGAGGGACUGAAACUUCCCAUGUUUAAACACUUGGUUCAUGGCACUGUAAUCCAGGUCACUGGGGACAAUCUUGGCUUGCAUAGUCUGUUUGGGUUCGUGGAGUCAUUUGCAGCUCGAUAUUGUUGUCGUUUUUGUCUGCUUGAGAAGGAUUGUUUUCAAAGUGUGUUCUGUGAAGAUGAUUCUGGUGUUGUACUAAGAACUCUUGAUAUGCAUAAGCAGCACUGUGAAAGUGUACAAAGAGAUCCUACGCUACCUCAUGUAUGUGGUGUGAAACGCACUUGUCUCUUGAAUUCACUUAAAUAUUUCAACGCAGCCAACAAUUUUUCUGUAGAUAUCAUGCAUGACAUUUUGGAGGGAGUUGCUCAGUUAGAGGUGAAACUUGUGCUGCAGUACAUUCAGGAGAACUUCCUAAGUGCUGAACAACUUGCUGGUAGAAUACAUGCCUUUGAUUAUGGCUUCAAUCAGCAGCGAAAUCGCCCACCAAGGGUAAAGUUGUUUGAUGGCAGUAAUGAUUUAGGACUAAAUGCAAUUCAAUCUUGGUGCUUAUUGCGUAAUGUACCUUUGAUGUUUGGUGAUUUAGUACAGGUGGGUGAUAGCUACUGGCAUCUUCUACUUCUGCUUCUACAAAUUGUCAAUAUUGUGUUUUCACCAGUGCUGUCAGAAGGUAUGACCAUCUACCUCAAACAUUUAAUUAUUGAUCAUCAUAAGCUCUUUAAGCAGUUAUUUCCUACACUCAGUCUCUUACCAAAGCAUCACUUCAUGAUACAUUACCCUCGCAGUAUACGAAAUAUUGGCCCAAUUCUGCACAUGUGGUGCAUGCGUUACGAAGCCAAACAUAACUUCUUUAAGAAGCAAUUAAAAAGCUUUAAAAACAUUACAAUGACAUUAGCCAAGAAACACCAAAGUUGUAUGGCCAUGUAUUGGGAGUCUUUUAGCCUUGAAAGAUUAGCUUUAGGACCAGGAAAGAUGGUGACACUUGGAGAGCUGAAAGAAGGUCCAGAAAUUGCUUUAAAAUUUGGAGCUAUGUUGUCUACCAGUGUUUUUUCAGCUAAGUGGAUAAAACAUCAUGGUACAGAGUACCGCCCUGACUUUAUCAUCUGUACAGAGGUAGUGUCUGAGAUUCCGGUGUUUUAUAAGAUCAAAAGUAUUGUUGUGAAAGAUGACAUUGUAUUGCUCUGUGGAAAGCUGAUGGAAACCCUGUGUUUUGAUGACCAUUAUCAUGCAUUUAAGGUCAGAAUGCAUCCCAAUAUGGUGCUGAAGGUGUUGAACAUAAAAGAGCUGUGUUACUUCAAACCAUUUGAUCUUCAAAUGAAGUAUGGCACUUCUGAUUCCUCCCUGUAUGUGGUUCCAUAUUGUCAUUUUAUGCCGGACUAAAUUCAUUGUUUUAAAGUGUUUUAUGAGUGUGUUUUUGUGUGUAGUGUUUUAUGUACACUACAUGAGAUGUUUUAAUAUUUUGAGCCUGACAUCAAAAUAAAGCUGUUAAAUGUA